Messenger RNA from Epithele typhae, 228 nucleotides. RefSeq lists its product as uncharacterized. Bases 1 to 228 code for a protein of 75 amino acids. Lineage: Eukaryota; Fungi; Basidiomycota; Agaricomycetes; Polyporales; Epitheliaceae. The transcript has a single exon. The record is from RefSeq and is a predicted model, not a curated record.
AUGCGACCGCCGCGGACCGAAGCAACUCAUACUUACCUUGAUGGCACGGGCCCCUUCAUGUACCUGGGCUCGUGGGCCGUGGGGGCCUCUCAUAGCACGGCGACCCUGUCCCCAGGGGGCCCUGGCGGUUUGUAUGGGCUUCGGCUCAUGCACCGUCUCAAUAUUUCCCUGUCCUGCUUCGGCCCUCGGGCUGGGCAGGCCGCCUUUUUUGCUCUUGCAGCCGCCUAA